Messenger RNA from Aspergillus nidulans FGSC A4, 2015 nucleotides. Its product is annotated as protein mvlA. The record is from RefSeq and is a predicted model, not a curated record. Bases 218 to 1660 code for a protein of 480 amino acids. The transcript is spliced from 5 exons. NCBI's taxonomy places the organism in Eukaryota, Fungi, Ascomycota, Eurotiomycetes, Eurotiales, Aspergillaceae.
CAUUCCGAGGCAUGGAAACGGUGUAAAAGAUCUGCUGAGCGGAAAAGCUAUCUGAACAAAUCCCAUCCAGCGGGCAGCUCUGCAGAUCAUCAUCUUUUCUCCCGUCCAGCCUCUUCAGCCUCUUCGCCUCCUCUUCAGGACAAACAAUCCAUUGUCCUCCUGUUCUCAAAUUCGUCAUCCCCGUUCUCUCUCGCACUGACAUCUUCACGCCUCCGCCAUGGGUAUCUUCAAACGCAAGGACUCCAAGAAUUCCAUUCAAGAGCAGAAAGACGAUCGUGAUUCUUUCGUUUCCGUCAACAGCGCUCGGACUUCCAAUGCAUCCUUGCGAUCUCCCGGCUACAAGGGAAGCGGGCUGCCCUCUUCCAUCCCUGAGCUGUCAAUCGCUGGCCCACCGGAUCCAGCCCUAGAUCCAGCAGCCUACCUACGCAGCAUCCAUGCUGUUCGACAGAGAUCACACAUUAUUCUCAGAAAGGCAAAGAGGAAUCAGCUUAAUCAUUUCGAUGUUGACAUGACCAAGUUCGCCGAAACGGCGUCGUAUGUGGUGUCCAUUAUCAAGAGAGACUACGCGCCCGAUUACUCGUCGAUUCCUCCUCAUGGUCGUUGGCAACAUUUUGACGUGGGUGGAAGACCCCGCGUCAACCAAUUGCUUCAGUCCUGGCCCAGCACUAUUGACGCUCAGGAACGCACUCGACGAUUGAUCGAUCUCUUCGUAGUGUCGGUGCUUUUGGACGCUGGUGCAGGCAACAAAUGGUCCUACAAGUCCAAAGAGUCCGGGAAGAUCUACUCGCGCAGCGAGGGUCUUGCGGUAGCCACGCUGGAGAUGUUCAAGAGUGGGCUUUUCAGCAGCGACCCUACAGAACCCUGCCAGGUAGAUGGAGCGGGGCUGAAGAAGAUCAAUGUUCAGGUGUUGGCCAAAGCGUUUCAGCACUCAGAGACAAACCCACUUGCCGGUAUUGAAGGUCGCGCUGGCCUUCUCAUCAGGCUUGCGGAUGCACUUAACCACCAAGACUUCUUCGGCGUGGAUGCAAGGCCAGGAAACAUGCUUGUUCUCAUGGACGGCUUCGCUUCAAUCUGGCCUCCCUCCCGGACGAAAAUUGAUGGCUUGUCCAUUGGCGACGCCUGGCCGUGUUCCGCACUUCCUCGAUCCCCUCCAGCAAAUGCCUGGGAAAGCAUUGUCCCAUUUCACAAGCUCACCCAGUGGUUGUGCUAUUCGAUCAUGGUUCCGAUGUCGAAACUUAUGAAGAUCCACUUUGCUGGCGCUGAACUCCUCACUGGACUCCCCGAAUAUCGGAAUGGCGGUCUCCUAAUCGAUCUGGGGCUGCUGACUCUCAAGCCGGCUGAUCUUGAGCGGGGACUUGCAGCCUACCGAGACAACGCGCAGAUCAAAGGACAGCCUAGCAUGGAAGUCGUGCCUCUUUUCUCCGCCGAUGAUGAUGUGGUGGUAGAAUGGCGAGCACUCACUGUCGGCUUUUUAGAUGACCUUCUGGAGGAGGUUAAUGGGCAGCUGGGCUUGCUUGGAGAAGACCAAUUGACACUGGCCCAGAUGCUUGAGGCCGGAACAUGGAAGAUGAACCAGGGUGGUCGUGAAAUCGCCGAAGUUUCGCGGCCGAACACAAAAGAGCCGCCUAUCAUGAUCCGCUCCGACGGCACCGUAUUUUGAUUUAACCUUAUUCCUGCAUUCUUGCCAAACUUCCGUUUAGAUACCAGGCGCCAGCGUGAUGUUAGAAUAGCUGGUGGUCAUUUACGAAGUUUAACGACCACGGUCCAUGUGUACGCUUUUUAUCCUUUUUUUCACCCUUCCAACCACUUUGUCUUCGCUAUUCCCCCACUUCAGUUCAUAUUCCCCGCUUCAUUUUCUAUCUUCUUGAAUCUAUGCACUAUUAGUGUAAAUAACUUCUUUUCGGCGAGUUGUAUUCUUGUAUACUCCUUCAGGAACCGAGGCAAGAAUGGUGGCUUUGCUAAUUUCGGACGGAUCUGGCGGCAGCGACAUUUUGGGACUAGGUUGUGAUAGCCAA